Camarhynchus parvulus is the source of this 4233-nucleotide messenger RNA. It is a transcript of the gene LRRN4, whose product is annotated as leucine rich repeat neuronal 4. Lineage: Eukaryota; Metazoa; Chordata; Aves; Passeriformes; Thraupidae. Gene Ontology annotation, molecular function: protein binding. The transcript has 5 exons. The record is from RefSeq and is a predicted model, not a curated record. Bases 331 to 3048 code for a protein of 905 amino acids.
CAGGAGCAGCCCAGCCUAAGUGUUGGGAAAUAAGAGCCCUCCCACCCACCUCCUGCUAGGGCCAAGGCAGCGGGGAAAGCUGCCCGGAGCCGCCCCCUCUCAAAGCUGGAUGCGGGGGAGCGAGCCUGGAACAAACCUCUGAGCCUGCGGGCAGAGCCGGGAGCAGGGAAAGCUGGGACCGGGAGAGAGGCAGCUCACGCUGCCGGCUGAGUCACCCCGAGCCUAUAAAACCAGGGCCAAGCAGCCGGAGCCACUCGGAGCGCAGGCACGACGCACCGGGACUUUUGGACAGGAAACAGAUCUUGCAAACUGCAAGCACCUUGGAGAAGGAUGUUGUCACCCCUACUCGUCCUCCCUCUGCUGCUGGGGACCACAGCACACAGCCCCGUGAGGAGAGCAGCUUCCAGGGAUGUCACCACCUUUUUCCAGCUGGCUCAGGAGGACACUUGGGAGAACGUUAAUCUCACCAGCUUGUCCUGUGAGGAUCAGAAGAAGAGGACUUGGAUCACCCUGCAGCUGACCAACAGCAGCCUGACAGCUUUCCCAGUCUGCCUUCCAGAGGCCCUGCAGAGCCUGGAUCUCAGCAAUAACCUCUUGGAGGAGGUGAAUGGCACAGAGAUAGCAAACCUCCCCCAGCUGCGUGUCCUCUCGCUGAGGCACAACCACCUCUGGGCAGUGAGGUGGGGCUCUGAAGCCCUCAGCAAUCUCCUCAAGCUGGACUUGAGCUUCAAUAAGCUGUCAUCUGUGCCAUCCUGCCACGGCUCUGUCCUGCCUAACCUGAGGUGGCUGUCCUUGGCUGGAAAUCCCCUGAUUGAAAUCCAGCCACUGGCUUUUUCCUGCUACCCUCAGCUGCAGGUCCUGAACCUCUCUGCGACGCUGCUCGGGCAGGAUGCCAGCAGAGGAAUUAGGGACUCUGCUUUUGCCAUCAGCACAGAUCCCGACGAGGCCAUGAACAGGCCUGGAAACUCUAUCCAUGUGCUUGAUCUGAGCAGGACCUUUCUUGAGAAAAUUCAACCAGAGUGGGCCAGAGGUUUGGCCAGCCUCAGAUCACUUCACCUGACAAACAUGCCACGGUUAAGAAGCCUUGACAGCGACUUCCUCAAGUCCCUGCCUGGUCUCCGAGAGCUGCACUGUCAGGACUCCCAUUCCCUGGGUUUUGUGCAGACAGAGAUGUUUGACAGCGUCCCUCACCUGAGCCAUCUCUCAUUUGAGAACUGUAACCUGAGUUCCUUUAAUCCUUGGAACACCAAUUCAUCGGAUGGCUUCACCAUCAACUUGUAUGGGAAUCCUCUGCUGUGCAGCUGCCAGCUCUCCUGGCUGCUGUCCAAGCCCGAGAAAGUUGUUCUGCAAAAGGCUCGGGAGACCUUUUGUACCCAGGAAGAUUCGGGCAGACCUUCGACAUCUUUUUCACUGCUGGAGCUCUACAACAAAUGCCAGUCAGAGAGCAAAGUUACACAGCCCAACUCAAACACAGCCCUUCCUGAGGGUGAUGCUUUCAGCUUCACCAGCGAUGAUGCCUCUGCUGUAGUAACGACAGAGUCCGCCCUGCUGACCACAGAUUUGACUCACAGCAGCUCCCUAAUCCAGAGGGAUGUGGUGAGCACAGCAGCAUCCAACCCAAUGCUAACCAAAGACACCUAUACCAGCUCCCUACUCCAGAGGGAUGCAUGGAGCACAGCAGCAUCCAACCCAAUGCUAACCAAAGACACCUAUACCAGCUCCCUAAUCCAGAGGGAUGCAUGGAGCACAGCAACAUCCAACCCAAUGCUAACCAAAGACACCCAUACCAGCUCCCUACUCCAGAGGGAUGCAUGGAGCACAGCAACAUCCAACCCAAUGCUAACCAAAGACAUCUAUACCAGCUCCCUACUCCAGAGGGAUGUGGUGAGCACGGCAGCAUCCAACCCAAUGCUAACCAAAGACACCCACACCAGCUCCCUAAUCCAGAGGGAUGCAUGGAGCACAGCAGCAUCCAACCCAACAGAGCCCAUCCUAACGAAGACCAACAGUUCUUCCCACAAGGAGGAGGCAGUUUCUGAACCCACAAGCAGUCCUCCUUCCUUGGCAUCUGUAACCUCCUUCCCAGUUUUUCUCCAAGAGCUCUUUGCUCAGUCCCCAGACCACAGCUCCCCAAGUCCAACUGGAACAGAACAGCUACAGAGAGAGCUCAGAACAACCGACACGACAUUCCCUCAGGAAGGGCCAUUCAACCAGACCACCAGUGACUAUUCCACUGGAGGAACAGGAGUCCCCCACACCACCAACCACCACAGUCACUCCUCUGCCACCCCUGCCAGGCAAGGUGCCCCCCAGAUGAGCCCCCCAGAGCUGAACUCCACGAGGAGCAGUGCUCCCCCCUCAGAGGCUGUGCCCACCACGCCAUCACCACACUACAUCGAUGACUACGACUACGGAGAAGAAUCCAAGGAGGAAGGCCCGGUGCAGACGGCCCAGGCCGCCUGUGACUACGAUCCCUGCAGGCACCUGCAGAAGCCGUGCAGGGAGCUCCAGAACAUAUCCCAGUGUUCAUGUCCCGGCACUUCCAGGGAAGAUGAGGUUCCAGACCCACCCAGGCUCAGAGCGGUGAUUGAAAUCACUGACAGCUCUGCACAGAUCCGCUGGUGUGCCCCAUACUCAGUUGUUCACAGCUAUGAGCUGAUGCUUCGUGCCCAAGACAACGAGGACAGGCAGUUUGUCAUGGACAACAUCUACCCCACGGCCAGGCAGUACACCCUGUACAACCUGCUGCCAUUCACCACUUACCACAUCUGUGUCACCGCCUCCAACAAAGCAGGGUCAAGCCAGACUACAACAGGCCAGGAAAUUCCAGGUAAUUCGUGCACCAGCUUUAAAACAAAACCCAGCUACAAGUAUGUUUUUGCUGGUCUGUCUGCAGCAAGUGGACUCUUUCUCAUUACCACAAUUAUUUUGUCUGUAUGUCUGUGCAAGGCAUGUAAAAAGCCUCAGAGUGAACAGUAUGGUACACACUUAGUCUCCUACAAGAACCCAGCAUUUGAUUACCCCUUAAAAGCACAAACCACGAAUUAGCUCUGGGUGAUUGUUCAAUGCAAUCAAAGUUCCCUAUCUCCAUCACCUUGGUGUGUUUUUAUGAGACUCUGAAAGUGUCCUUCAGCAAAACUAUGAACCAUUAGAUUCCAUAACCCUGACGUUUCUAAGGGAGAGAAAACCACCAAAGAAAGAGAAAAACUAAUAAUGAAGUUAGUGGACCAGAAAAAAGUCUUUGGACUCCUGUUCCUGUGCUAAGCAGCAGCAAGCCUGGACACUAACCCUGAAAAGUUGUUUUUGUAAUCACCUACAAAUAGAGUAGCAUAAAUUUCACACAGUGAGAGGCUGCCUGGCCAGCUGUCUGCCUCCAGUAUCUCUCAUGAGCACAGUCAGAUGAGAGCUGCAAUCCAAGGUGCAUUAAGCUUAGCAAGAUGUACUCUGCUUUUAUUCACAGAGCAAAACUGGGGGUUCUGGUUUUUAAAGGUAUUAUCCAUAGAGAGAGUAUAGCUGAAAGGAGUGAGUGGGCUCAGUGACAAGGUCUUGUGCAGAUCUAACUCCUCUAAGCAAAUGCAGUGAAUGCAGAUGAUCAACCUGACUUCAGUUCGGGAAAAAGAAACAUGAAAUUUAAUUGUAGUCACAGACUGUGUGGGAUCCUUAGGGCAGGGGUAAUUGUUUUGUUCUGACUUUUUAUGAGGUUGUCCACAGCUGAGCCCCCAAGUGCUUCCCCAAAACAAGCUCACAGGCAGUGGGGGGUUUGCAGUACAGCAGUGACCCACACAAGGGGGGAGGGCAGCAUGUUGACAUUUGCUUCCCAGUGGAUUUUAAGCAAAGAGGAUGUUCCGUCCCAAUCAUCCGUCCCAUCUACAGAUUUAGCAGCUGAUAAUUUACCUCAUACAGAGGCAAAAAGCCAAGUAAUGAAGCAAUUUAAUGUGUGUGCUGCUGAGGCUUGAAAAACCCAAAUCCCCUGCACUAGCAGCAGACAGUUCUGCAGAUACCUUUCAAAUGAACUCUUGGGUGCCAAUUUCUGUACAAUAACAGUAAGAAAUGCUGACAAUCCCAACUAUGAGUUUGCUAUUGGAAUCCAGAGAGGUGUGCCAGUCUGAUAUUUCCCCAGGCUCCAGUUCCAGGAGCUGCCUGUUCCUGCUGCUGUACAGACACAGUGCAUAAGCCCCCCGAACUCUGAGGGGAAGGUGCUGUAGUGUGUAAAAGAAUCUCUGUUCCAUUCUU